AUGUCCAACAUUGACGGUAAAUUACCUGACAUCUUAAGCGAUGCUGUGUUGAAGCAAUCUGUUCCAGUGCCUGAUAAUUUUGUUAAGGUCGAAGGUAUUGAUUACAGCAAACCAGAAUCACGCAACAUGCGUUCUAAGGAUUUAAUUAAAUCGAUGGCUACUAUGGGCUUCCAGGCGUCUUCUUUGGGAAAAGCCUGCGAUAUUAUCGAUGAGAUGAGAUCCUGGAGAGGUGAACAUCGUGACAAGUUGGAAGAACAUGACCGCAAGGGUUCUUUUGACAAUGAUGGGUACCAAAAGACUACUAUCUUUAUGGGUUACACUUCGAAUUUGAUUUCUUCUGGCUUGCGUGAGACUUUACGUUUCUUGGUUCAGAAUAAGAUGGUCGAUGCCAUUGUUGCAACUGCAGGCGGUGUUGAAGAAGAUAUCAUCAAGUGUUUGGCUGACACUUACCUUGGUGAGUUUUCUUUACCUGGUAAAGGGUUACGUGACCAAGGUAUGAACCGUAUUGGUAAUUUGCUGGUUCCUAACGACAACUAUUGUAAGUUUGAAGAAUGGAUCGUUCCAAUCUUGGACAAGAUGCUUGAAGAACAAGAAAACUACGUCGAAUCUCAGGGUAAAGACUGUUUGGAUAGCAACUUCGAUCAAGACUCUCCGGUAUGGACUCCUUCCAAGUUGAUCCGUAGGUUAGGUAAAGAGAUCAACGAUGAAUCCAGUGUUCUAUACUGGGCUUAUAAGAACGAUAUCCCAAUCUUUUGUCCUGCUGUCACCGAUGGUUCCAUUGGUGAUAUGUUGUUUUUCCAUACCUUCAAGGCAUCUCCUAAACAGUUGAGACUAGAUAUUGUUUCUGAUAUUCGUAAGAUUAACUCUAUGUCUAUGGAAGCAUCACGGGCAGGUAUGAUUAUCCUUGGUGGUGGGUUAAUCAAACAUCACAUCGCAAACGCAUGUUUGAUGAGAAACGGUGCAGAUUACGCUGUUUAUAUCAACACGGGUCAAGAAUUUGACGGUUCUGAUGCUGGUGCAAGACCAGAUGAGGCUGUUUCCUGGGGUAAGAUUAAAGCAGACGCUAAGUCCGUUAAGGUCUAUGCAGAUGCCACUGUCGUUUUCCCAUUAGUCGUCGCUGCCACUUUUGCUAGCGAAUAG
Kluyveromyces lactis is the source of this 1140-nucleotide messenger RNA. RefSeq names its product deoxyhypusine synthase (gene DYS1). Gene Ontology annotation, cellular component: cytoplasm. The transcript has a single exon. Gene Ontology annotation, biological process: peptidyl-hypusine biosynthetic process. Gene Ontology annotation, molecular function: deoxyhypusine synthase activity. The record is from RefSeq and is a predicted model, not a curated record. Bases 1 to 1140 code for a protein of 379 amino acids. Lineage: Eukaryota; Fungi; Ascomycota; Saccharomycetes; Saccharomycetales; Saccharomycetaceae.